Gongylonema pulchrum is the source of this 589-nucleotide messenger RNA. Lineage: Eukaryota; Metazoa; Nematoda; Chromadorea; Rhabditida; Gongylonematidae. The record is from the annotation of a GenBank genome assembly.
CUUGGUGUUUCAAUAAAGAUCCAUAUUGUGAAAAAUUAUCUGGUUGGUGCCUAAGUACUAAUGAAACUCGUUUGGCUUAUAUGAGAAAGGCUUGUCGACGAACUUGUGGAUUGUGCUUCCAAGGAAACAAUCAGACCGAAGUCUGUGCUGACAAAGAUGGCAACUGUACUCUUAAAGAAAAUGACUGUUAUUUGGAGACGACGGCAGCGCAAAUGUAUCAGUCAUGCAGACGUACGUGUGGCUAUUGUACCGGAUAUUGUGCAGAUGUGGCAGUAAACUGUGCCGACCUUGUCCCUUAUUGCCUCGCAUCCAGCUGGCACCAAGCCGUUAUGCGAUCCAAAUGCCGCAUGUCGUGCUCUUUCUGCAGGUUGCUUUCAUUGUUGGAGGUGAUGAGUGAGGAAUGCGCUCACUCAUGUGGCUACUGCGAUUAUUUCGAUAGCAUCGAGGAUAUUCCACGGGAAUGCAUGGACAAGAGUAGUGAAUGUGGUGCUAAGCGACAUUUGUGUUAUGUAAAAGGCUGGCGAAGUAACUGGAUGUGGCGCUUUUGUCCGCGGACCUGUGGCUACUGCCCUGCUUAUUAUUUCUAAUA